Messenger RNA from Medioppia subpectinata, 1779 nucleotides. The record is from the annotation of a GenBank genome assembly. NCBI's taxonomy places the organism in Eukaryota, Metazoa, Arthropoda, Arachnida, Sarcoptiformes, Oppiidae.
AUCACUGACGAAACCAAUAAUUACCAAAACUCGCGAAUUGGUUACACACCGAGUCCUGAGCCGAUUGUGGAUCUGCCCGACGAUGACCUCACUUCUAGGCUCGCCGAUGGCGGACACUCGCGACCCGACAUCGGUUUAGAUAACUUUGAAUUUAUUAGUGUUCUCGGAAGAGGACAUUUCGGAAAAGUGAUUCUGAGUAAACACAAGAAGUCCGGCGAAUACUUUGCCAUCAAAGCCCUUAAGAAGGGAGAUAUCAUCGCACGCGACGAAGUGGAGAGUUUGAUGGCCGAGAAGCGUAUCUUCGAGACGGCCACUCGUGUGCGGCACCCGUUUCUCGUCAAUCUGUUGGCCUGUUUCCAGACCCAACAGCACGUGUGCUUUGUGAUGGAGUACGCGUGUGGCGGCGACUUAAUGAUGCACAUUCACAAUGACAUAUUCAACGAGACCAGAGCCACGUUCUACGCGGCCUGCGUUGUGCUCGGCCUCCAGUACUUGCAUAUCAAUAAUAUUGUUUACAGAGACUUAAAAUUAGAUAAUCUGCUUCUGGAUCGGGACGGAUACGUGAAGAUCGCCGACUUUGGUCUCUGCAAAGAGGGCAUCGGAUACGCGGACCGAACGGGCACUUUCUGCGGUACGCCAGAGUUCUUGGCGCCGGAAGUGUUAACAGAGACAUCGUAUACUCGAGCGGUCGACUGGUGGGGCUUUGGAGUACUUAUAUUCGAAAUGCUUGUCGGAGAGUCUCCAUUUCCCGGCGAUGACGAGGAAGAGGUGUUUGAUAGUAUCGUCAACGAUGAGGUCCGUUACCCGAGAUUCUUGUCACUCGAAUCUAUAGCUAUUAUGAGACGGUUAUUGCGCAAAAAUCCCGAACGAAGACUGGGUUCGAGCGAAAGGGACGCCGAAGACGUCAAAAAGCAAGCAUUCUUUAGGCAUAUCAAUUGGGAAGACCUGAUAACCCGCAAAACAAAGCCACCGUUCGUACCGACCGUCAAAUCGCCCGAAGACGUGACCAACUUUGACGAAGAGUUCACAUCAGAGCAGCCGGUGUUGAGUCCGCCGAAAGAGCCGCGAAUACUAUUAGCCAAAGAACAACACCUUUUCAGAGAAUUUGAUUACAGGGCCGACUGGUGUUGACCGCCGCCACACCACUCACACACAUGUCAUACGCCAUCAUAUCUAUCUGUUCUGUCACAACCAUCGCAUCCAUUGCCCAAUGGAUUGCGUAACUCAUCAACAAAAUGCUUAAAUUAUUUCUUAUUUAUAUAAAUGUUAUGCAAAAACAAAAUACAAUACGAGAAACCAAAAAAUCAGACAACAAAAUGUCAGUUCAACCAAAAAAUCCGAUGCGCUAUCACUAACACUAACCAUCGGUCGCCUACCCCUCGCCCCCCGGGGAGUGACCAGUGGUUGUUCCUAAGGGGUGGGCGAUUACGGCCGUACGUUUGUGUUGACUUACGUGUGCCUUAAAAACAAUUACUAUUUUUAAAGGUCUGGUGCUGUCGGCGUUCAAAACAACUCAAACAAACAACACAACAAAUACACGCCAAACCGUUUAAUGACAUCCAUUUAAUGCAAUACUAAUGGUAGCUAUGAUUGUGAUGUUCGGCAACUAAAUCAGUGUAUAUUACUGUUCAGUACUACUACUCCUAUUAUAUCCACUCUUUAUAUACCACACAACGCAUGCCUUUUUUGUAUUGUCACACAAAGUAUACCAUGAGAUCACAGCCAAUGAUUGUUUUGAUUGAACAAAAUUUAUAUAAAAAAACAAAUCAAAUCCAAACU